This is a messenger RNA of Megalops cyprinoides (Indo-Pacific tarpon), 6270 nucleotides long. It is a transcript of the gene abcc1, whose product is annotated as ATP-binding cassette, sub-family C (CFTR/MRP), member 1. The transcript has 31 exons. The record is from RefSeq and is a predicted model, not a curated record. The coding region runs from base 130 to 4683 and encodes 1517 amino acids. Gene Ontology annotation, biological process: glutathione transmembrane transport; xenobiotic transport. Gene Ontology annotation, molecular function: ATP hydrolysis activity; glutathione transmembrane transporter activity; ABC-type xenobiotic transporter activity. NCBI's taxonomy places the organism in Eukaryota, Metazoa, Chordata, Actinopteri, Elopiformes, Megalopidae. Gene Ontology annotation, cellular component: basolateral plasma membrane.
GGUGCUCAGGCUCGAGGUGGCGCAGGGUCUUGGCUUCUCUUAUUCAACCGCUGUAAAUGAACUGGUUAUGAAACUAAAGGAGCGCACAAAUAAUUACACUUUCUACAGGUCAUUUGACUGAAAUUGAGAAUGGGUAUAGACCGGUUCUGCAGUGUCGACGGUUCCGACCCCUUCUGGGAUUGGAACCGGACAUGGCACACGUCCAGCCCUGACCUGACCCAGUGCUUCCAGAACACGGUGCUGGUGUGGGUCCCCUGCAUCUACCUCUGGGUGUGCGCCCCCUUCUACUGUCUGUACCUCCGCUGCCACGACCGAGGGUACAUAUGCAUGAGCCAUCUCAACAAAGCCAAAACCGCAGUGGGGUUAGUGCUGUGGAUUGUCUGCUGGGCAGAUGUCUUCUACUCUUUCCGGGAAAGAAGCCAAGGCAUUGCUAUAGCACCCGUCUACUUGGUCAGCCCCACAAUCCUCGGCAUUACAAUGCUGCUGGCCACGUUCCUGGUGCAGUAUGAGCGGAUGAAGGGGGUGCAAUCCUCUGGGGUGAUGCUUAACUUCUGGCUGGUGGCCGUGGUGUGCGCCACUGUGACUUUUCGCUCCAAGAUCCUGCAGGCACUGGACGAGGCCUCCAGCGUGAGCGUGUUCCGCUACACCACCUUUUACAUCUACUACUUCCUGCUCCUGGUCUCACUCCUCCUCUCCUGCCUGUCGGACAAGCCCCCCCACUUCUCCCAGGCCGUCAAGGACCCAAACCCGUGUCCUGAAUCAGGAGCUUCCUUCCUGUCCAAGAUCACCUUCUGGUGGAUCACAGGGCUGAUGAUACAGGGCUAUAAGAGACCCCUGGAGGAGAGCGAUCUGUGGUCCCUGAACGAGGAGGACCGCUCCCACAGAGUCGUGCCGCAGCUGGUGCGCCGCUGGGACAACGAGUGCAGCAAGGUCAAAAGGCCGUUGGAGACGAGCAUCUACUCCCCGAAGAGGUCGGUGAGGGGCGAGAGGAAGAAGGAUGCGCCGCCGGCCGAGGAGUCGGAGAUCCUGCUGGUCAGGACAGCACAGAAGAGCCGCGAGCCCUCCCUCCUCCUGGCGCUCUGCCUCGCUUUCGGCCCCUACUUCCUGGUCAGCACCCUCUACAAGAUCAUCCACGACAUCCUCAUGUUUGUGGGGCCGGAGAUCCUCAGACUGCUGAUCCGCUUUGUGAACGACUCCAGCGCCCCCUCCUGGCAGGGCUAUUUCUACACGGCGCUGCUGUUUGUGUGCACGUGUGUGCAGACGCUGAUCCUGCAGAAGUACUUCCAUGUCUGCUUCGUGACGGGCAUGAGGCUGCGCACCGCCAUCGUGGGCGCCGUCUACAAGAAGGCCCUGGUCAUCACCAGCGCGGCCCGACGUACCUCCACUGUGGGCGAGAUCGUCAACCUGAUGUCGGUGGACGCCCAGCGCUUCAUGGACCUCAUCACCUACAUCAAUAUGAUCUGGUCUGCCCCCUUGCAAGUGAUCUUAGCACUCUAUUUCCUGUGGCAGAACCUGGGCCCAUCUGUGCUAGCCGGUGUGGCGGUUAUGGUCCUGAUGGUUCCCUUGAACGCAGUCAUCGCCAUGAAGACCAAAACCUACCAGGUGGCCCAGAUGAAGAGCAAGGACAACCGGAUCAAGCUGAUGAACGAGGUGCUGAACGGCAUCAAGGUGCUGAAACUGUACGCCUGGGAGCUGGCCUUCAAGGACAAGGUGUCAGCCAUCCGGGAGAGCGAGCUGCGCGUGCUGAAGAAGAGCGCCUACCUGGGCGCCAUGUCCACCUUCACCUGGGUGUGCGCCCCCUUCCUGGUGGCGCUCUCCACGUUUGCAGUAUAUGUGCUGGUUGAUGAGAAGAAUGUGCUGGACGCUCAGAAGGCCUUUGUGUCCCUGGCCCUUUUCAACAUCCUGCGCUUCCCCCUCAACAUGCUUCCCAUGGUCAUCAGCAGUAUGGUGCAGGCCAGUGUGUCCCUGAAGCGCCUGCGAGUCUUCCUGUCCCACGAGGAGCUGGACGAGGACAGCGUGGAGCGCAAGGCCAUCACUGGCUCCUCUGACAGCAUCAGGAUCACUGACGGCACGUUCAGCUGGUCUAGAAGCGACGCCCCCUCCCUGAAGAGAAUCUGCAUGAAUAUUCCAGAGGGAGCGCUGGUGGCGGUGGUGGGGCACGUGGGCUCUGGGAAGUCCUCUCUGCUCUCUGCCCUGCUGGGGGAGAUGCACAAACAGGAGGGAUCUGUCUAUGUCAAGGGCUCUGUUGCCUACGUGCCCCAGCAGGCCUGGAUUCAGAACGCCACCCUGCGGGACAACAUCUUGUUCGGGCGCGAGAGGAAGGAGAGCUGGUACCAGCGGGUGGUGGAGGCCUGCGCCCUGCUGCCUGACCUGGAGAUCCUGCCCGCUGGAGACGCCACUGAGAUCGGGGAGAAGGGCGUGAACCUGUCAGGCGGGCAGAAGCAGAGGGUGAGCCUGGCGCGGGCGGUGUACUGCGACAGCGCUGUCUACCUGCUGGACGACCCGCUCUCUGCCGUGGACGCCCACGUCGGGAAGCACAUCUUCGAGAAGGUCAUCGGCCCCCAAGGAGUGCUGCAGGGCAGGACGCGCGUCCUGGUGACCCACGGCCUCAGCUUCCUGCCGCAGGCCGACCUGAUCCUGGUGAUGGUGGACGGCGAGAUCACGGAGGUGGGCUCGUACGCGGAGCUGCUGGGGCGGCAGGGCGCCUUCGCUGAGUUUCUGAGGACCUACGCCAGCGCCGAGCAGGGGGAGGAGCAGUCGGAUGUGAACAUCCCGAAAAGAGGACAGGAGAACGGAGGCCCCGCAGUACUGAUGGGGCAGAACAGCCAGAGCUCGGUGGCGGUGACCAGUUCAUCCAAGACCCUCUCAAAGAGCGAUGGAGGGAAGGCCGACGGCAAGAAAGGCGGGCCCCUGGAGGUUGGCAAGCUGACCGAGGCAGACAAGGCCAACACAGGCAGGGUGAAGCUGUCGGUGUUCUGGGAGUACAUGAAGGCCAUUGGACUCUGCCUGUCCUUCCUCAGCGCCUUCCUCUUCCUCAGCCACCACCUGGCCUCCCUGGGCUCCAACUACUGGCUCAGCCUCUGGACCGACGACCCCGUCAUCAACGGCACCCAGCCCUACACGGAGAUGAGGCUGGGCGUGUACGGGGCCCUAGGGCUAUCCCAAGGAAUCUCAGUGUUCUGCUACUCCAUCUCGGUGUCGUUCGGGGGCAUCCUGGCCUCCCGGUACCUGCACCAGACCAUGCUGUACAACGUGUUGCGCUCACCCAUGGCCUUCUUCGAGCGCACGCCCAGCGGCAACCUGGUCAACCGAUUCGCCAAGGAGACGGACACCAUCGACUCGGUCAUCCCCAGCAUCAUCAAGAUGUUCAUGGGCUCCAUGUUCAACGUGCUGGGCUCCUGCCUGGUCAUCCUGCUGGCCACGCCCCUGGUGGCUGUCAUCAUCCCACCCCUUGGCCUGUUCUACUUCUUUGUGCAGCGCUUCUACGUGGCCUCGUCCCGGCAGCUGAAGCGCCUGGAGUCUGUGAGCCGCUCGCCCGUCUACUCGCACUUCAGCGAGACGCUGCAGGGCACCAGCGUGAUCCGGGCCUUCCGCGAACAGGACCGCUUCGUCUGCGAGAGCGAGCACCGUGUCGACCGCAACCAGAAAGCCUACUACCCCAGCAUCGUGGCCAACAGGUGGCUGGCGGUGCGGCUGGAGUUUGUGGGGAACUGCAUCGUGAUGUUCGCCGCCCUGUUCGCGGUCGUUGCCAGAGACAGCCUGAGCCCAGGAAUCAUGGGGUUGUCCAUAUCCUACGCCCUGCAGGUCACCGCCUCUCUGAACUGGUUAGUACGGAUGUCGUCAGAGCUUGAGACCAACAUUGUUGCCGUGGAGCGAGUGAAGGAGUACGGAGACACUGAGAAGGAGGCGGAAUGGCGGCUAGAGCACUCCACCCUCCCCCAGGGCUGGCCCACCACCGGCCACAUUGAGAUCCGCAACUUCGGCCUGCGCUACCGGGAGGACCUGGAGCUGGCCAUCCGCAACAUCACCGUUACCAUCGAGGGCGGGGAAAAGGUGGGGAUUGUGGGAAGGACGGGGGCGGGGAAGUCGUCCCUGACGCUGGGCCUGUUUCGCAUCAUCGAGGCCGCCCAGGGCGAGAUCUGCAUCGACGGCGUCAACGUCGCCGGGUUGGGGCUGCACGAGCUGCGCUCCCGCAUCACCAUCAUCCCUCAGGACCCGGUGCUGUUCUCCGGUUCUCUACGCAUGAAUCUGGACCCCUUCGACGCGUACUCAGACCAGGAAGUGUGGAGCGCCCUGGAACUCGCCCAUCUGAAGAACUUUGUGUCGGGCCUGCCAGACAAACUGAACCACGAGUGUUCAGAGGGAGGGGAGAACCUCAGUCUGGGUCAGCGCCAGCUGGUAUGUUUGGCCCGUGCUCUGCUCCGGAAGACCAAGAUCCUGGUUCUGGACGAGGCCACGGCCGCUGUGGACCUGGAGACGGACAACCUGAUCCAGUCCACCAUCCGCAGCCAGUUUGAGGACUGCACCGUGCUGACCAUCGCCCACCGGCUCAACACCAUCAUGGACUACACCCGGGUUCUGGUUCUGGACAAAGGGCAGUUGGCGGAAUUCGAUUCGCCGGCCGACCUCAUCGCCAAAAAAGGAAUCUUCUACAGGAUGGCCAAAGACUCAGGCCUUGUGUGACUCGGAUUCAGAGCCAAAGAGCUUUUCGUUUUGUUUUGUUUUUCUGUUGUUUUUUUUUUUCUUUGUUCCCCUAUUUCCCCCCUUUCUCCAGAAUAUUCAGCAGUUUUAUAUGAGAGGUGACAAGGGGAAGGGGGUGGAGUCAAACAUAACCCCGCCCCCAGCCCAUCCCCCAGCAUUCUCAGUCUGCUGAAUGCACUCCAUAGCAAGUUGGGGAGCGCCCCUUUCUGUUCAGCCACUCCCUUUCCCUCGUCUCCGAGCGUGUUGCUGUUUUUGGUUGGUUGGUUUGUUUUUCUUCUUUUCUUUAUUUCCUAAUCCUGCAGUGUGAAAGUUUCACGUCACUGAUGCUGCUCUGAUAGGUCGCUACCUUUAAAGCGGCCCAUGAUGUUAGGAACCGGCUUUGACCUCUGCUGCACCUCCAGGUGAAAGGCCCACAACCACUGCAGCCCUAAGAAAGCGCACUGAGCAGCCUUCCCGGUGAUUCCCCUCUCAGCUGUACCGGCUGUGUGGACACACAGGCUUAGAAUGGUGGAAAAAGGUCACAGCGUAAUGUUUAACAGCGCGGUUUAAGUCCCAGUUCUGUGCGCUGCUCAGUUUCUGACAGUACUGGCUGCGAUGCACUGUUUCUGACCAGGCCUGGUUCGACGGGACAAGGCGCCAUGAUCUCGUGUUCACCACCUCUCAUCCCCAGCCCUUCUCCUGGAUCUGAUCACACAUCUAAACUGUGUAAAAUGCCGUUCAAACAUGGAAAAAAACAGGUUUAUUAAACCCUUACUGAACAGUCUUCCUCUCUGCUGUAUGGGCAUAGUCAUCGGAGUUCAACAGUAAAACCCAGACUGUCGGUCAAGAAACUUUCGCAAAGAAACUGGUCUGGUACACUGCAUUGUGGGAAGGCCGCUCUUUCUUCUCUAUUUUUCUCUAUUUUAUGAAAGGGUCUUCAGUUUGAUUGGCCACACAAAAAUAUUUGUGGAUUCAUUUUUUAGUGUUUUUUCCCCCUCAGUGUUCAUAGGUCAGUGAACUCUGAAAGUGAUUCUGAAAGGUCAACUAAUGGUGUAGGUCACAGCCAUCGCAACCAUGACUAUUGAGACAAGGUAAGAAACAGCACUAUGAAAAAAGUAAAAAGAACAAAUUUAAUGUGGUGACACUCAAGGAGGGUGUCUUGAAUUUGAUAGCUAGUCUUAGGAGCAGCUGAUUUUGUAGCAGUUCAGCGAGAAGAGUGGCAGUGUUGCGCUUAUAAAUUGUAGGAAUCUAUCACAUGGGCCCUGAGGAUGAGGAAAGUCAGACUGUACUAUAGUUGUACUUAGGCAUUUUUGCUGUGGUGUACGGAGGAGAGUCUCCGUCACACUUUAUCCAGUCUGACAAGUUUAUCUAUCAGUGGUUCGGUCCACUCCAAGCUGCGCGUCUGCCUCUCUGUCCAGUGCAAUAUGACUUGAGCUGACAAAGUGUCCUCUCCACUGUCCAGUCACUGCUGCUCAAGUGGCAUUUUUGUCCAAUUAUUUUUUAUUAGUCCAUUUUUGCAUUCAUAAAUAUUACGAUGAUGACAGCUUUUGUUUUUGCUUUGAUUUGUUACGCAGCAUUGAUGAACGCAUA